AUGACAUACAUGAACAACAGUGGCACUGCUGUCGCCGCGCUCAUCCGGAAGUUCGAGAUUCCACUCUCGGAACUGUGCGUCGUUUAUGACGAUAUUCACUUAGACAUCGGUGUGCUUCGGAUACGACAGAAAGGAAGCGACGGAGGUCAGAAGGGAAUGAAGUCCAUUAUCCAUCAUUUGGGCACUACAGCAUUCCCACGCCUACGCAUCGGUAUCGGGGAACCCAUCGGCAACUUAACCGAUUAUGUCCUUACGGGUUUUACAGAAGACGAAGAAAUUGAGACAGCACAUAUCAUCGAUCGUGCCGUUGAUGCGAUUAAAACCUUCGUCAAAAAUGAUAUUCUUACAGCAAUGAACCAAUUCAACAGACGCUGA
Molecule: messenger RNA, 375 nt
Organism: Geodia barretti
Lineage: Eukaryota; Metazoa; Porifera; Demospongiae; Tetractinellida; Geodiidae
Source: the annotation of a GenBank genome assembly